AGAUGUCGGUAGCGAAAGUCGAGAACCGCCUCCACAUCUUCACAGAAAUGCUCAAGGAAGGCUCCUUAAAGUUCAGGUGGGAAGCUAUUUGCCGUCCUCCCAACGGUUUGUGCUACAUACGGUUACGGAACCGAACGAUGAUUCACCCCGUAUCGGACGGAUAUAUGUGGGAUGGUAUCGAAGAGAUGGAGACCAACUUCUCGGACUACAUGAAAGGCCAUAGCAAGAACGGUGGCAAGGAUGUCCCUUUCGAAAACAUGACCGAAAAAUCCAGGAUGGUCAAUACAGCGAG
Molecule: messenger RNA, 292 nt
Organism: Sphaeroforma arctica JP610
Lineage: Eukaryota; Ichthyosporea; Ichthyophonida
Exons: 1
Source: RefSeq, a predicted model, not a curated record